Hippopotamus amphibius kiboko is the source of this 5433-nucleotide messenger RNA. It is a transcript of the gene FAM20B, whose product is annotated as FAM20B glycosaminoglycan xylosylkinase. Lineage: Eukaryota; Metazoa; Chordata; Mammalia; Artiodactyla; Hippopotamidae. Gene Ontology annotation, cellular component: Golgi apparatus. The transcript has 10 exons. The record is from RefSeq and is a predicted model, not a curated record. Gene Ontology annotation, biological process: protein phosphorylation. Bases 523 to 1752 code for a protein of 409 amino acids. Gene Ontology annotation, molecular function: phosphotransferase activity, alcohol group as acceptor.
GUGCCUCUGUAACCCUCAAGGACUAAUGGAUUCAUUGGCACAGACCUGGGGUGCAGAACAGAUCUUACUUUGCAACUGAAACUAGCUUCUGACCAACUUACAAUGUCAACAUGACUGCUAGAGCUGUCUAGGAGAGAAUGUAAUGCAAAGCUCUCACUUGUGAUUUUGUCAUUCAUAUCUAAAGUCAGAAGAGAGAAGGCCCAACUCUGGACCUGUUAAGUGGAUGAAUUACUUGCAGCCCUGAACUGAUGAAUGUGUUCUUCUGAGGCCCAUCAAAAGGAGUUCCUGUCUUAUAACAUGUCAUAAAACUUAUAUUUGGAGGAGAUAACUGAAAAGUUACCAAACACUGGAGGUUUUGGAUAUUCAGAAGUCUUUUAUGGAUUUUGAAAGGAAUUGUGGGAGGCGCCUCAGUGAAGAAAUGGACCAGUGUGUAUAAUCAUGGAAUCUCCUUGCUGACAAUCACCACCUGCUCUCCUUGAUACGUGAGAGAGAGUAGUCAGGGGAGAAGGAAAAGAGGUCAACAUGAAGCUAAAGCAGCGAGUCGUGCUGUUAGCAAUUCUCCUUGUCAUCUUUAUCUUCACCAAAGUUUUCCUGAUUGACAACUUAGAUACAUCAGCUGCCAACCGGGAGGACCAGAGGGCCUUUCACCGAAUGAUGGCUGGCUUGAGGGUAGAGCUGGUGCCCAAGCUGGACCACACCUUGCAGUCUCCCUGGGAGAUUGCAGCUCAGUGGGUGGUUCCCCGGGAAGUGUACCCUGAAGAGACACCAGAGCUGGGGGCAAUCAUGCAUGCCAUGGCCACCAAGAAAAUCAUUAAAGCUGAUGUGGGUUAUAAAGGGACCCAACUGAAAGCCUUACUGAUACUUGAAGGAGGACAGAAAGUUGUCUUCAAACCUAAGCGGUAUAACCGAGACUAUGUGGUAGAAGGGGAACCCUAUGCUGGUUAUGAUAGACACAAUGCAGAGGUAGCAGCCUUUCAUUUGGACAGGAUUCUGGGUUUCCGCCGAGCCCCCUUGGUGGUUGGCAGAUUUGUUAAUCUGCGGACAGAGAUCAAGCCUGUUGCCACGGAGCAGCUCUUGAGCACCUUCCUAACAGUAGGAAAUAAUACUUGUUUCUAUGGGAAGUGUUAUUACUGCCGAGAAACAGAGCCAGCCUGUGCUGAUGGAGACACAAUGGAGGGGUCUGUCACGCUUUGGCUUCCAGAUGUGUGGCCUCUACAGAAACACCGACACCCAUGGGGCAGGACUUACCGAGAGGGCAAAUUGGCCAGGUGGGAGUAUGAUGAGAGCUACUGUGAUGCUGUGAAGAAAACGUCCCCUUAUGACUCCGGCCCGCGCCUCUUGGACAUCAUUGAUACAGCUGUCUUUGAUUACCUGAUUGGCAAUGCUGACCGCCACCACUACGAGAGUUUUCAAGACGAUGAAGGCGCUAGUAUGCUCAUCCUUCUCGAUAAUGCCAAAAGCUUUGGGAACCCCUCGUUGGAUGAGAGAAGCAUCCUGGCCCCUCUCUAUCAGUGCUGCAUCAUUCGGGUUUCUACAUGGAAUAGGCUAAACUCCUUGAAGAGUGGUGUACUGAAGUCUGCCUUAAAAUCUGCCAUGGCCCACGACCCCAUCUCCCCAGUGCUCUCCGAUCCUCACCUGGACGCUGUGGACCAGCGGCUCCUGAGUGUCCUUGCCACCGUGAAGCAGUGCACUGACCAGUUUGGGAUGGAUACUGUGCUGGUGGAAGACAGGAUGCCUCUCUCCCACUUGUAAUUCUCCACAAAAUAAGUGAAACUUCUUUUUACAAAGAUAGAGAAACAGCACAAUCAAUUCCGAAUGGUAUGAGAUGGAUUGGAAAUGGCCAGCAGCACGUUCUGGUGAUAGAGGGCAGGGUGGCCUUGGAUUUCUUUGGUGUUUGCUGUAGUAGAAGCUAAAGCAAAGACUACAAGUUUCAGACCAUGGAACUGUACGUGCUGAACCACCUUCUGACUUCCUCAGCAUUUGCCCAUUCUAGCAGCUGGUCAGUCUUAAUUCUCAUGCCAAAGGACAAAUAGAUGUGUGACGUUUGAAUUGGUUAAUGCUGGGGUUGGUUCUGGAGUGUGUAUUUUGAGUUCAUCCUUAGUCCUUUCUCCACACUUGUGGAUUUUCCAAAAACACAUUGCAAUCUCUUGAGUCCUUUUUCACCAGGACUAGUCAAAUUGGGAAUUUUACUGCUUCUUGAGGAGUGGCAGCAAGUAACCUGGCAUUCUGUUGAGCCAAAGUAGUAUGCUCUGUUGGAGGAAGUAUGUUUUUAAGAUAGAAUUAGAGGGAAGGACAAAAGCAGGGAAGAUGUUUGGGCUUUUAAGUGAGUAUGUGGUAGUGCUUUUGAUGAUUCUUAAAGGAGGGAAGAAGAGAGAGAGACCUACUUGGUAGAACCAGUAUCAAGGAGGUGAUUGAAUUAGUGAAAAACAGGUUCCCCUGUAUUUAAGUUCUUAACGUAUAUAAAAUCAAACAUGACUUGGACCUAAGUAUGAUUUGCAUUCUCAUAAUUGUGUCCAAAUUAAUCAAAAAAAUUGUCCCUAGAGAAUCUACCAUUACAACCCAAGCACAAUUCUGUUAUGUGGAGACUUUUUUUCCCUUUGCCUAUAACAGGCAAGUCUUUUGCACAUUAACAAAGCAAACUGAAAUAACAGCUUGAAUAAAAGUUAGGUUGCCGGUGAUCUGUCAUCCUGAUUUCUAAAAUGAAUUUCCACUUCUGUCCUCAAGGCAUUUGAUCAUUAAAGCUGCUGUUCCCAAGAGAUUGGCGAUCCUAUUUAUGCCUUUCUUGUGAGAAAAGCCAGCUUGCUCCUACAGAUAAUAUAGUUCAGAUCCUGCUGGUGGCCUGAGCUGUCUUGUGAUUUGGGCCAUGUGGAAGGCUGGAAACAAAGAUUUUGAGCCUUCUGAGCCUUAAAAUUAAGGUGGUUACCAGAAAGAGCCUUAAGAUUCUGAUUUAUGUCAAACCCUAAUUUCAUCAUUUAAUCUUGUUUGGAGUUCUGAACCCACAAUGUAGUAUCGUCCUUCCAUCUCCUAUUAGCACUUUCAAAUUUCAAGUUGCUAAAACAGGCUUAGCUCCGUGUUCUGGCAAAGUGAUUUUGGCAUGUAAGCAGUUGCAUUAAAAUACAGGGCAGAGGAGACUAGGCCUGGUGUGCCCACUCAUGUGUCCUCAGAGGUGGGUGCUUCUCUCCUGCAUUUUGUCUGGGGACUGUUCUAGUUUUGACUUCUGUGAAGCAGAGACUAACAUUUAAACAGUGUGGUUGAACAAAUUUACGGUCAGCCAUUGGAGACCACCCUUUCAAAAACAGUUUAGAAUUUAUGCCCCAAUUUUUUCAAAUUGAAAGAUAAUGGAGUACUCUGUAACACUUCAGAGUAACAUGAAAUUAGGAUACUUUUGUACUUAGUAUGUACAUUUGGAGAUGUGCACAGAAUGAGCUGAGUUAUUUUUAGAAAGGUAUUGAAUUUAAGAAGACAGAUGUUAGCACAAAACACUGAGCUAGUGUUAACAAAAGGAGGCAUUGAUUCCAAUUUUAAAGCCAUUUACUGUGUGCAUCCAGGGAAGUUCACAUUUGAGCCUGAGAAUCCCUUGGAUGGUGCUUACCUCAAAGCAUCAGGGAGCCAGCUGGAAGGACAGUGGGAAGGAAGUCAGCGCUGCUCUAGCUGGUAAAUGUUGGUUGAACUAAAUUCUUUCAAACAUGUGAUAUCUGCAGUAUGCCCCAGUGAAAUGAAUAAGAGCUGUUCUCAAACUGAGAACUUUAUUCAUAAUGCUGAAGGCAGAUUCUGCUAAGGAAAAAAGGAGGGAAAGCUGCUUUGAAAAUGUCUCAUUCUUUUUUUCCAAACAUUGCAGAAAAUGUAUAAUUUAAUUCUUUCCCUAUUUUAAAAUUCAUGAUCUUAAAAGGUGUUCAGAUGUAUAGUGGUUAAAGUUAGAAUUAUGCUAAUAGAGUGGUGUGAACUGAUGCUUAGAAUAUAAAUUUAUGUUCUAAGUCAGGAUUGGAUUAAACUGGAAAAGUAUUGUUUAGGUGAAUCUUGGAGAAAACCAACCAUAAGCUUAUAGCUCUAAAAUUCAUAAACACUAAAUUCUGUUUCAAAAAAGAGGUGAAUAUCUUUUUCUUUAAAGUUUUGUAGCACAGUCCUCCUCAUGGUUUACCUUUUAGAAUUGAGAACUAUUACAGUCAAACAGGUCAUUGGGAGGCUUGUGGUCAGUCCUAAGUUGGGUACACCUAGCUAACAUCUAAAGGCAGAUGUGGAUACAUUUUAAUAUUAUCAAACUGAGAAAAUCAGAACUGAGUACCAUUUCCUGCCCUCUUCCUUCCACUUAAAUAUUGAUAUAUUUAUUCCAGAGUUUGGGGGAAUAUGGGUAUAGAGGUUUCAUUCUAAAAUUGUCCUUUAAUGUGAAGCUAUGUUGUGGGUCUGGGGGUAAAUAAUUUUCUCUGCAAAACAGAUGAAUAGAUGGGAUCUGAUUUACUCAGAGUAUUGCUCAGUAAUUUAUUAGUAAGGCAUCUCUCCCUAUUUUCACUCAGGAUUAAUAUGUCAAAUGAAAUUUAAUAAGGAAAUGGGAGAAUUCAGGUACUUUCUGUUAUAUGGGGAAAGAUGAAUCCUAUAUAUGGCAAAAUUUCAGUGUCACAUGAAGGCAACAUGUUCUUCCAAAGAAAUCUAUCUUUUCCUUUUUUUUUUUAAAAAAAAAAAGGCUUUUGGCCUUCCCCUUCCAUCCACCAUGUUCCUUCACCCUCCCAUCUCCACGGCUUCCAUAUUCUUGUCUGACCAGCACCUGACCACACCUCAAAUGAUGGGAAACAGCAUCUGUCCGUGAGCUGUCUUGUGUGAGUCAUUUUGUGAGCUUGGGCUUCAGGAAACAUGAGUCAAGGUAUAUGUAUGUAUGUAGUCAUACCUAUAUUCUAACAAGAAAAAAAUGUAUGUAUUUCGACACAGGGAAACACUGAUGCUGAAGAACCUGAAGCUAGGAAAAGGUUCUCUUAGUCUCUGGAGCAUGAACCUAAAUGACAUAAAGAUAUCCAUUCAGCAGACACCUACUGUGCUAGCCAGGGCCGGCUCCCGAGGCGAAUAGACCAGCCUCGUGAGACUGCUGUACAGGCAAAGGCCGGUUUUCCUCUCUUCGACUCCUCAAGUCUGGGUUGAAAAGGUGGGGCUGGGUGCUAUACUGCCACAGGUUUUUAAAGAACUAAGGUGUUACUCAAAAAUACAAAAUGUUUGGGGGCGGGGGGGACUGGGAAUAACUGACUGGGAAGUUAAGUUAUUUGCUUCAAAGAGAGGUGUAGGAACCACUACCCUCCAUUUUGAUCUGCCAGGGAUUUCCUCUCAGAGCUGUUGCACAAAUAGAGGUUGUGCUUGGUAAGACACCAAACAAGACAGAUAUGCACCUAAAUUUCUAAUGUGUUCAGUGGGUUUCAAUUCUGAAAAAAAGGAAAUGAAUAAAGAUUUUAA